Messenger RNA from Ochotona princeps (American pika), 781 nucleotides. Its product is annotated as ly6/PLAUR domain-containing protein 8-like. Bases 94 to 741 code for a protein of 215 amino acids. The transcript has 6 exons. Gene Ontology annotation, biological process: defense response to Gram-negative bacterium. The record is from RefSeq and is a predicted model, not a curated record. NCBI's taxonomy places the organism in Eukaryota, Metazoa, Chordata, Mammalia, Lagomorpha, Ochotonidae.
CCAUGGGACCCACUGUCCUCAGGACCAUCUCAGGCCAGAUCCAGCAGGCUCCAGGCUCGCGGCCCCGCUCUCAGGAGAGUCAGCCCCAGCGCCAUGAGGAGCAUCCUGGUCCUCGGCCUCCUGGCCGCGCUCACCGUGGUGGCUGUAGAGUCCCUGGAGUGUGCCCAAUGUUACUCAUUUUCACCCGACUGUAACGCUGACCCCAGCCCAUGCCCUGAAGAUGCCAGCGGGAGCUGCUGCACUUCCUCGGCCAGCUGGCCUGUAGAUGGAGAGCUCAAAAGUUACCAUGAGAAGUUCUGCUCAGGACUUCCGGCUGGCACGUCUUUGGGUUUUGCUAUCCGGGUGACUGGGCAGAAACCUGCCUGGUUUACAACCCACUGCUCCCAGGAGACUUGCAGUGCCAUGUCACUUGCUGAAGACUUCCCAGAGAGUGGGAGCGGCAACACCCAGUGUCCUGCCUGCCUAGGAUCUAACGUCACCUCCUGUGUUGGGACACCCCAGACGUGCAACGCAGGAGAGCAGUGCAUCGACCUCUAUGCAGAAGUUGUCGUUGGCGGCGCCGUGCAGUACCGGCUGGCGCUCAAAGGCUGCUCCAGCAUCAAGGAGGCCGCCUGCAACUACCUGUCUGCGGGGAACAUCGCCGUGGGGAACGUGGUCUUCAGGCACCUGCAGUGCAGCCCAGCCCUCCCCAGCAGCGCCACCUGCAGCUCGGGCCUGGGCCCGGCCACCCUGCACUCCUGAAUCUGUCCAAGGUCUCAGGCUGGGGCGGCGGCUGCUCCAU